Molecule: messenger RNA, 938 nt
Organism: Gadus chalcogrammus (walleye pollock)
Lineage: Eukaryota; Metazoa; Chordata; Actinopteri; Gadiformes; Gadidae
Gene: myl12.1
Product: myosin, light chain 12, genome duplicate 1
Exons: 4
Coding region: 129-647 (172 amino acids)
Cellular component (GO): cytoplasm
Molecular function (GO): calcium ion binding
Source: RefSeq, a predicted model, not a curated record
UGGUUUACCCCAGACUUCCUUUACGGAACCAACGUCGAUAUCAGGAAGUUCGGGCGGUGGUCAGAAGAAGAAGAACAGCUCCCUCUCGCAUCUUUCUUCCAUACUUGUCAGCCCCACCAACAGUCAUCAUGUCCAGCAAACGAGCAAAGGGGAAGACCACCAAGAAGCGCCCCCAGCGCGCCACUUCCAAUGUCUUCGCCAUGUUCGACCAGUCCCAGAUCCAGGAGUUCAAGGAGGCCUUCAACAUGAUCGACCAGAACCGAGAUGGCUUCGUGGACAAGGAGGACCUCCACGACAUGCUGGCCUCCCUGGGUAAGAACCCAACCGAUGAAUACCUGGAGGCCAUGAUGACCGAAGCACCCGGACCCAUCAACUUCACCAUGUUCCUCACCAUGUUCGGAGAGAAGCUUAACGGGACUGACCCGGAGGACGUCAUCCGCAACGCCUUCGCCUGCUUCGACGAGGAGGGCACAGGCUUCAUCCAGGAGGACUACCUGAGGGAGCUCCUGACCACCAUGGGCGACCGCUUCACGGACGAGGAGGUCGACGAGCUGGUCAGGGAGGCCCCCAUCGACAAGAAGGCCAACUUCAACUACGUGGAGUUCACACGCAUCCUGAAGCAUGGGGCUAAAGACAAGGACGAUUAAAGAGAGCCAGCGACGCCUUCUACCACACACAAAUUAAACCCACGCCACAACCUGCUAGAUCUCCGGGCUGCAUGUCCCUGCUCUAGGAAGCGGUGUAAACACUUAGUCCACCUGGUCUUCUUCCGACCUGGUGUCUUAAGGGUGAAAGGUUUUUCUGAAGGGUUUGGGGUUUGCACAAAUGUUCUGUGUUAGGAAAAUUUGCCACGUGGGUCUAAGGGACGUGUGAUCUGGGUUCUGUGGCUUUUUACCUUUUUAUAAUAUAAACGUUUUGGAAUAAAUCCCUCUAUCAAG